AUGUCUGGAUUCGAUGACCCAGGAGUUUACUACAGUGACAGCUUCGGUGGUGGGGAAGCGAUUGGUGACGAAGGAGUCGUAAAACGGAGUCAAAUUAAGAAAAGAUUUCGUGAAUUUCUGAGGCAGUUCAGGGUCGGGACUGAUCGCACCGGAUUCACAUACAAAUACAGAGAUGAGUUGAAGCGACAUUACACAAUGGGGGAGUAUUGGGUGGAGGUGGAGAUGGAGGAUUUGGCCAGUUUUGAUGAAGAUCUGGCUGAUUGCCUCCACAAACUACCCACUGAAAACCUUCCGCUGUUCGAGGAGGCAGCACAGGAAGUGGCCGAUGAGGUCACGCGUCCUCGGCCAGUGGGGGAGGAGACUGUGCAGGACAUCCAGGUGAUGCUGAAGAGCGACGCCCACCCCGCGUCCAUCCGUAGCCUGAAGUCUGAACAAGUCUCCAAGCUGGUGAAGAUUCCCGGUAUCAUCAUCUCUGCGACGGCGGUUCGGGCGAAAGCCACGCGGGUGUGUCUGCAGUGUCGAGGGUGCCGUGCAGUCAUCAGUAACAUCCCCCUGCCCCCUGGUCUCCAGGGUUACGCCCUGCCCCGCAAGUGUAGCACUGAGCAGGCAGGUAGGGUGAAGUGCCCAGUGGAUCCAUACUUCAUCAUUCCUGACCGGUGUGUGUGUGUGGAUUUCCAGACGCUCCGUCUGCAGGAGUCUCCCGACGCUGUGCCUCACGGAGAGAUGCCGCGCCACAUGCAGCUCUACUGUGACAGGUAUCUGUGUGAUCGCGUUGUCCCCGGCAACCGGGUGACCAUCAUGGGAAUCUACUCCAUUAAGAAGAUCGCGCAGGCCAAGAGCAAAGGUCGCGAUAAGGCGGCGGGCGUCGGCAUUCGCUCCGCCUACCUGAGAGUGGUGGGCAUUCAGGUGGACACUGAAGGAGCAGGUCGUGGUGCUGUUGGUUCUGUUUCUCCUCAGGAAGAGGAGGAGCUUAGGACUUUGGCAUCCUCCCCCACCAUCUACGAAUCCCUCGCUCGCUCUCUCGCUCCAUCGAUCUACGGCAGCGAGGACCUGAAGAAAGCCAUCGCCUGUCUGCUCUUUGGAGGAUCCAGAAAGAGGCUGCCUGAUGGUUUGACACGUAGAGGAGACAUCAACCUGUUGAUGUUGGGAGAUCCCGGUACAGCCAAGUCACAGCUGCUGAAAUUUGUGGAGAGGUGCUCUCCCAUUGGGGUGUACACCUCUGGUAAAGGCAGCAGUGCAGCUGGUCUAACCGCGUCUGUCCUCAGAGACCCCAACACUCGGGGCUUUAUUAUGGAGGGCGGGGCUAUGGUGCUGGCUGACGGGGGAGUGGUCUGCAUCGAUGAGUUUGACAAGAUGAGAGAAGAUGACAGAGUCGCUAUCCAUGAAGCCAUGGAGCAACAGACUAUCUCAAUCGCUAAGGCUGGCAUCACCACCACCCUGAACUCUCGUUGCUCCGUCUUGGCGGCCGCCAAUUCCGUCUUCGGGCGUUGGGACGACACCAAGGGCGAAGACAACAUCGAUUUCAUGCCCACCAUUCUGUCUCGAUUCGACAUGAUUUUCAUCGUCAAAGACCAGCACGACCAGGAGAGAGAUAUGACUCUGGCCCGACACGUGAUGAAUGUCCACCUGAGUGCCCAGACUCAGACAGAGGGAGUGGAGGGAGAGAUUCCCCUGGCCACGCUGAAAAAAUACAUCGCUUAUGCCAGAGCGAAAUGCGGCCCUCGCUUGUCUGCGGCGGCUGCAGAGAAGCUGAAGAACAGAUACGUUUUGAUGAGGAGUGGAGCGAGGGAUCACGAGAGAGAGAGUGACAAGAGAAGCUCCAUCCCCAUCACUGUCAGGCAGUUGGAGGCAGUGGUGCGUAUCGCCGAGUCUCUGGCUAAGAUGAAGCUCCAGGCGGUGGCUGGAGAGGAGGAGGUGGAUGAAGCUCUCCGUCUCUUCCAGGUGUCCACGCUGGACGCAGCUCUGUCCGGCAGCCUCUCAGGUGUGGAAGGUUUCACCACUCAGGAGGAUCAGGAGAUGAUCUCUCGCAUUGAGAAACAGCUGAAGAGACGUUUUGCCAUUGGCUCCCAGGUCUCUGAGCACAGCAUCAUUCAGGACUUCACCAAACAGAAGUACCCAGAACACGCCAUCCACAAAGUCCUUCAUCUGAUGUUGAGGAGAGGAGAGCUCCAGCAUCGCAUGCAAAGGAAAGUGCUCUACAGGGUUAAGUAG
Molecule: messenger RNA, 2211 nt
Organism: Chanos chanos (milkfish)
Lineage: Eukaryota; Metazoa; Chordata; Actinopteri; Gonorynchiformes; Chanidae
Gene: mcm5
Product: minichromosome maintenance complex component 5
Exons: 16
Coding region: 1-2211 (736 amino acids)
Biological process (GO): DNA replication; double-strand break repair via break-induced replication; DNA replication initiation
Cellular component (GO): MCM complex; nucleus
Molecular function (GO): ATP binding; single-stranded DNA helicase activity; DNA replication origin binding
Source: RefSeq, a predicted model, not a curated record